Messenger RNA from Trichomonas vaginalis G3, 207 nucleotides. RefSeq names its product glycine-rich protein family. The record is from RefSeq and is a predicted model, not a curated record. Bases 1 to 207 code for a protein of 68 amino acids. The transcript has a single exon. Lineage: Eukaryota; Parabasalia; Trichomonadida; Trichomonadidae.
AUGACACUUUUUCACCCAGAAACCCUAUAUCUUUAUCUUGGUGAACAAGGUUCAUGGAGUGGUCCACCAACAUUCAAUGGUGGCGGAUAUGGAACAAUAGGUAUUACAGAUCGUAACUUGUAUGUUUCCGGCGGUUCCGGCGGCGGAGCUUCUGACUUAAGACUUUUAAGCGGAUCUUGGAAUGAUUUUGAAAGUUUAAAAUCAUGA